This is a messenger RNA of Entamoeba invadens IP1, 1236 nucleotides long. RefSeq names its product equilibrative nucleoside transporter, putative. The record is from RefSeq and is a predicted model, not a curated record. Gene Ontology annotation, biological process: nucleoside transmembrane transport. Gene Ontology annotation, cellular component: plasma membrane. Bases 1 to 1236 code for a protein of 411 amino acids. The transcript has a single exon. Gene Ontology annotation, molecular function: nucleoside transmembrane transporter activity. Lineage: Eukaryota; Evosea; Mastigamoebida; Endamoebidae.
AUGGCCUUUGGUAAUCCGAAGUUAUCGACCGCGAAGAAUAUCAUCACUAUAGUAUUCUUCUUUUUCUUUGGAAGUACUUAUCUUCUCUUUUACAACACACUCCUCAAUUUGAGUGACUUAUUGGCAACACAUUUUGACUACUCACUCAGUUACACCUCGACCUUCCCACUCUUCUACAACUGGUUCAACUUUUUAGUUGCCAUCAUUCUGACUGUCCUCGCUUCUUUCCUCAAAAAAUUCCCAUUCAACAUAUUUGCUCACUUGUCCUUUGUUAUACACAUCAUCUUAUUUAUUGUCACUCCAUUCGUGUUGGUAUAUAUCCCAUCCAAUGCAGCGGGGUUCUGGGUGAUGAUUAUUAUGUCCACACUUAACGGUGUACCAACACCCAUGAACGCAUCGGUAUUCAUGGGAUUGUCUGGGAUGUUUUCCGGAGUGCACUCUGCAAUGUAUUUCAUUGGAAUGGCUGCCGGUGGUGUGAUAUCGUCAGUACUUCGAAUUAUCUCAGGGGCCAUAUUCAAGAACGAACCAAACAGCGACUUCUUCUUGUCGUUCUACUUGAACUGUAUGGUCGCCAUGGCGUCAUAUGCUAUGUAUAUCUAUAUGUACUUCGCGAUACCAAUCACACAAGAGUUGUACGAACAAACGAAUAUCGCGAACGCUGGAGAUGAGACACAAACCAUUUUGAAAGAAGAGACUUCCCUCCAAGCGUUCAUCCGUUUGAUCAAGAAGAUGGCCAUCAACUUGUUCUCCAUCGGAUUUGUGUUCUUUGUCACCUUAUCAAUAUUCCCGGGAUUUUUCACUAAUACACAGUAUAAGGCGUUGAGCAGCUCAUUCGAACAGGCGUCUGUGGUGUUGACCAUAACAACCAUUUUCAUGAUCGGUGACUUGUUAUCGAGAUUCUGUGUGUAUAUUCCAAUUCCUUGGAAUAAGUGGUUGAUCUUCAUAUUCUCAGUGUCUCGUGUCGUCUUUUAUAUACCAGUCUUCUGUUAUUACUAUAUUCCAUAUACCACCCCUUGGUACAUGUUCUUCAUCAUGUUAUUGUUCUCGUUCACAAAUGGGUAUGUCAGUGCUUGGGCUAUUCAAAUUGCAUAUAAAGAAAUCGAUCCUGCUGAUAUGAAGGUUGCCGGUAAUUUGGUUAUGGUCUCGAUGAACGUCGGGUUGUCAAUUGGUGGGACACUUCUGUUCAUUCUCUCUAGUACACUCCCGAACCCACUUGAUGGUUCUUCUUCUGCGUAA